GACGGAAAUUGCCGACAAACUUGUCGAAUGCAAGGAUUCUAGUCCCUCCGGGCUUUCCGUUCUCCAGGCCCGGCUGACAGAGUUAGCCGAGGCCGCCAUAUUGAGUAAGCGACCCGGCCUCCGAGGGGGUCGUCGUGGUCCAGACAGUUUAGCAGAACAGCCUCCGCGGCUCCGGGGAGAAGCAAUAUGUUAAGGAUACCUGUAAGAAAGGCCUUAGUAGUCCUUUCUAAGUCUCCUAAAGGAUGUGUUCGAACAACUGCCACAGCAGCAAGCAACUUGAUUGAAGUAUUUGUUGAUGGUCAAUCUGUCAUGGUGGAACCGGGAACGACCGUCCUCCAAGCUUGCGAGAAGGUUGGCAUGCAGAUCCCUCGAUUCUGUUAUCAUGAAAGGUUGUCUGUUGCUGGAAACUGCAGGAUGUGCCUUGUUGAAAUUGAGAAAGCCCCUAAGGUUGUAGCUGCUUGUGCCAUGCCAGUAAUGAAGGGUUGGAAUAUCCUAACAAACUCAGAAAAAUCCAAAAAAGCCAGGGAAGGUGUGAUGGAGUUCUUAUUAGCAAAUCACCCAUUGGACUGUCCUAUUUGUGACCAGGGAGGUGAAUGUGAUCUGCAGGACCAGUCCAUGAUGUUUGGAAAUGAUAGGAGCCGAUUUUUAGAGGGGAAGCGUGCUGUGGAAGACAAGAACAUUGGGCCACUGGUAAAGACCAUCAUGACAAGAUGUAUACAGUGUACUCGCUGCAUCAGGUUUGCAAGUGAGAUUGCAGGAGUAGAUGAUUUGGGAACAACAGGCAGAGGAAAUGAUAUGCAAGUUGGCACAUACAUUGAAAAGAUGUUCAUGUCUGAACUGUCUGGGAAUAUCAUUGAUAUCUGCCCAGUAGGUGCCCUAACCUCUAAGCCCUAUGCCUUUACUGCCCGGCCUUGGGAAACAAGAAAGACAGAAUCCAUUGAUGUAAUGGAUGCGGUUGGAAGUAAUAUUGUGGUUAGCACAAGAACUGGAGAAGUGAUGAGGAUUUUGCCACGUAUGCAUGAGGACAUCAAUGAAGAGUGGAUCUCUGAUAAAACCAGAUUUGCCUAUGAUGGGCUAAAACGUCAAAGACUUACCGAGCCAAUGGUCAGAAAUGAAAAAGGGCUUUUAACCUAUACUUCUUGGGAGGAUGCGCUUUCUCGUGUAGCUGGAAUGUUGCAGACUUUUCAAGGCAAAGAUGUGGCAGCAAUUGCAGGUGGCUUGGUGGAUGCUGAAGCCCUAGUAGCUCUCAAAGAUUUGCUUAAUAGAGUGGACUCUGACACCUUAUGCACUGAAGAGGUCUUCCCCACUGCAGGAGCUGGCACAGAUUUGCGUUCCAAUUAUCUUCUUAAUACUACAAUUGCUGGUGUGGAAGAGGCAGAUGUUGUUCUUCUGGUUGGUACAAAUCCACGUUUUGAGGCACCACUGUUUAAUGCUAGACUUCGAAAGAGCUGGCUGCAUAAUGACUUAAAAGUGGCCCUUAUAGGCAGUCCAGUGGACCUCACUUACACAUAUGACCACCUGGGAGACUCCCCCAAAAUUCUUCAAGACAUUGCUUCGGGAAGCCAUCCAUUUAGCCAGGUCCUAAAGGAAGCUAAAAAACCAAUGGUGGUUUUAGGCAGUUCUGCACUCCAAAGAAAUGAUGGAGCAGCAAUUCUUGCAGCUGUUUCUAGCAUUGCACAAAAGAUUCGGAUGACUAGUGGUGUUACUGGUGAUUGGAAAGUUAUGAAUAUCCUUCAUAGGAUUGCAAGUCAAGUAGCUGCUUUGGACCUUGGCUAUAAGCCUGGGGUGGAAGCAAUUCGGAAGAACCCUCCCAAGGUGCUGUUUCUCCUGGGAGCAGAUGGAGGUUGUAUCACACGACAGGAUUUGCCAAAGGAUUGUUUCAUUAUUUAUCAAGGACAUCAUGGUGAUGUUGGGGCUCCCAUAGCUGAUGUUAUUCUCCCAGGAGCUGCUUACACAGAGAAGUCUGCUACAUAUGUCAACACUGAGGGUAGAGCGCAGCAGACUAAGGUAGCAGUGACACCUCCUGGCUUGGCAAGAGAAGACUGGAAAAUUAUAAGAGCACUCUCUGAGAUUGCUGGAAUGACUCUUCCAUAUGAUACUCUGGAUCAAGUAAGGAACAGAUUGGAAGAAGUCUCUCCUAAUCUUGUUCGAUAUGAUGAUAUUGAAGGGGCUAAUUACUUCCAGCAAGCAAAUGAGCUCUCAAAGCUAGUGAACCAGCAGCUUCUUGCUGACCCACUUGUUCCACCUCAGCUAACUAUAAAAGACUUCUACAUGACAGAUUCAAUUAGCAGAGCCUCACAGACAAUGGCCAAAUGUGUCAAAGCUGUCACAGAGGGUGCCCAGGCAGUAGAGGAACCAUCCAUAUGCUGAAGCUUCUACUAGGAUCCCAGUUUUGCCGCAGAUAAUUAAUGGACAACUGUAGUGCAGUGAUCCUUUACAGGUUUAUUUCUUUGUAAAAAAAAAUAAUAAUAAUUUGAAUCAUGUAAUAUUUAAGGUUAUACUAUGCCUAUUUGAAAAUGAUAUUAGUUAUCAACUUUGCAGUUUGAAAAACAUGUAUUGUGUGUAAAGGUUAAAUAACAAAACUAUGCAGAUGCUCUUAAAAGCAUUGAUAACCUUUGUGACGAAUAUAAAGAAAUCCUUAAAUUAUGAGUUGUUGGCUUAUCUUCAUAAAAAAUUUGUCUGUAAAAUGGAUGAAAUGAAAAGAGUUUCAAUUAAAACCUACUUUUUUCUAGUGCUAAAGAAAA
This is a messenger RNA of Pan troglodytes (chimpanzee), 2744 nucleotides long. It is a transcript of the gene NDUFS1, whose product is annotated as NADH:ubiquinone oxidoreductase core subunit S1. Gene Ontology annotation, cellular component: membrane. The record is from RefSeq and is a predicted model, not a curated record. The transcript has 19 exons. Gene Ontology annotation, molecular function: NADH dehydrogenase (ubiquinone) activity; iron-sulfur cluster binding. The coding region runs from base 187 to 2370 and encodes 727 amino acids. Gene Ontology annotation, biological process: ATP synthesis coupled electron transport. Lineage: Eukaryota; Metazoa; Chordata; Mammalia; Primates; Hominidae.